AUGAGUAUCGCACAGUUCGAGGAGGACAAGGCUCAAUAUGUCGAGCAGCUGGAAAUAGUACUUUCUUCCCUCAAGGACGACCCCGAUAGUGUGGAACUGCAGGCGCUGAAGGAAGAAUUAGAAAGUGCCAUAUCCAUGAUUGAAGAGUCCAUCGCCGAGCUCCGACCAAAGAAGACGCAAGCACCACCGCCUCCCCCACCCAAAGCCGCCAGCCCGCCACCGCAGCCCGAGAAAUGGCGAAAGGAGGACCACCCGGCCUUCAAAAAGGCCGCGGCGCCCGAACCUGCCGCGCCCCCGCCGCCGCCCGCCGCGGAGGAGUUCCAGCCCGACGUGACGUAUCAGGUCAACGACAACGUGCUGGCAAAAUGGAUGAGCGGCGACAAGGGUUUCUACCCGGCGCGCAUCACGUCGGUCACGGGUUCGUCGUCGGCGAGGAUGUACACGGUCAAGUUUAAGAGCUACGGCACGGUCGAGACGCUGCGGUCGCAUGACAUCAAACCUGUCACCGCGCCCGCACAAAAGAGGAAGGCCGACGGGACGCCUGUGAAUGCCAGUGGCGCUGCUCCGCUGCCUCCGACGGGGCCGCCAGUUCCACCCUCGGAACCAUAUGGUGCCGACGCCUCACAGCCGCCCCCUCCUCCGCCGCAGAGCGCAGCGGCGAUGAGGAACAGCAGUGGUGUCGUCCUGUCUGCCUCGCCUAGCUUGUACCCGCAGAAACCUCAGGAUGGUGGCGAGGGGGCCGCCGACGCGAAACCGGUCAAGAAGUUCAAGAAGAUCAAGGCUACCAAGGAGCUCGAGGCGGGCAAGAACAAGUGGCAGGACUUUAACGCCAAGUCCAAGUUUGGCAAGUCUCAGAAGAAGGACAGCAUGUUUAGGACGCCGGAGGGUGUUCAUGGGAGAGUUGGGUUCACAGGCUCAGGCCAGGCCAUGCGGAAGGAUGCCAGCAGGAGCCGUCACAUUUAUCAACCCAAUGAGGACGCGGACUAA
Messenger RNA from Pyricularia oryzae 70-15, 987 nucleotides. RefSeq lists its product as uncharacterized. The record is from RefSeq and is a predicted model, not a curated record. The transcript is spliced from 3 exons. NCBI's taxonomy places the organism in Eukaryota, Fungi, Ascomycota, Sordariomycetes, Magnaporthales, Pyriculariaceae. Gene Ontology annotation, biological process: negative regulation of DNA-templated transcription. Gene Ontology annotation, molecular function: DNA-binding transcription factor activity. Bases 1 to 987 code for a protein of 328 amino acids.